AUGACACAAGCCUUAUCACGGAUCGCGGCCUCUUUCUUAGAGCAACGAAGUGAUCUUGACUACUUGCAAUCCAUGGAUAUCCCGAACGAGGCCCGGCCAGCAUGGACCGAGAGUAUCGUCAAAGAGGGGGGUCAUUCAGGCUCUGCACAGAUCAACACAGUACCAGAGGGACAAUAUCCCACCUUUCGGCGCAUGGCGAUCCUGCUCUUACGACAAGGCAUGCCUGAUGGAUUGUAUUGGAGCAAAGAAACACUGCAAACCAUACCAGCGUUUGGCAGCCGACGAACGCUUCCACCACCACCGGGCCCAGCUGACACAAAGGAGCCUCCCGUACGGGCUAAGAGGAAACGACGGUCCAAUAGCAGCCAACCAGCUAUUGAUACUAGUCCUCCGCCCCCUAGCAACCCCGUGCUGUAUGCCAUUCAAGAAGAAGAACAUGACCUGAGUCAGACAUCGGCAUACUCUACUACCACGACCACAUUGGAAGAAAGCACCACAGGCCUCAUGCGUGACGAUGUAGCUAUGCGUCAGGACUAUGACGAGCAAGCGCUUUCCGUGAGCGAUUACAUGGCCCAACCCAGCACAUCACGUCGUAUUUAUGGGAUCCAACAAAUACGCCCUAUCCAGAAACCGGAGUCAACCAAGGUGCAAGACAUGCUUAUUUCAUUGCUCAUUGAUACUGCCUCUUUAUCGAUGCAUGCUUUCUUAUUCUUUUUGUCUCUCCUAUUCGUCAUUGUCGGCAUCCCUGUGGAAAUCCAGCCGAAAGUAUGGAUCCCCUCUGUGGCGUUGGUUAAACGCUUGACGUCGGAACUCGUACAGAUUCAAAUGGACUUCGUCCGUCAACUCAUUCCACAAACCAAGAAGCAGCGCGAAGCUGCCGCUUUGCAGGGGACUGAAUUGAUCCCACUACAAAUUCCUUUUGAAGACCGCUUGGCAUUUGCAUCUCAAACACUGGCGGUGCAUAUAUACCAUUCCUCCCUGCCUUCCCAGUUUCAGGUACUGCGAAACAUGUGCUUCUCAGCUUUAUCUCACACACAAGAGAACAAGAAAUGGGCAGAAUGGGCAUCCCAAGCGCCUAUGCGACAAAUUCUCUGGAGUCUACACUAUUUGAAAGAACAUGAUGUGCACCUCAAAUUGGGGUACAUUGUCCAAGCCGUUUUCGAUGCGGUUCUACUUGGUGUGGACACCUAUCGCCAAGAGGCUUCAGCGACAAAGCCGUAA
Malassezia pachydermatis is the source of this 1221-nucleotide messenger RNA. RefSeq lists its product as hypothetical. The record is from RefSeq and is a predicted model, not a curated record. The transcript has a single exon. Lineage: Eukaryota; Fungi; Basidiomycota; Malasseziomycetes; Malasseziales; Malasseziaceae. Bases 1 to 1221 code for a protein of 406 amino acids.